This is a messenger RNA of Solea senegalensis (Senegalese sole), 1915 nucleotides long. RefSeq names its product potassium channel, subfamily K, member 15 (gene kcnk15). Lineage: Eukaryota; Metazoa; Chordata; Actinopteri; Pleuronectiformes; Soleidae. The record is from RefSeq and is a predicted model, not a curated record. Gene Ontology annotation, biological process: stabilization of membrane potential; potassium ion transmembrane transport. Gene Ontology annotation, molecular function: potassium ion leak channel activity. The transcript has 2 exons. Gene Ontology annotation, cellular component: membrane. The coding region runs from base 273 to 1571 and encodes 432 amino acids.
UUAACAGAUGACCGCGUCGAGAGCAUCUGUCGCUCUCCCUGCGCGCCGCACAACAACAAAUAUGUGCGUUUUCACAUUAACAACACUUUUCAAGCCGACGAGAUAGAUUUCCACGCAGGAGGUGUCGUUCUCCCGCACUCCACUCUCCUGCGUGUCAAGCAACAGGCUGCAGCAAUAGGAUGUGGAGUCGGUGCGCCGCUGAAGAACAUUACCACCUGUAACUGUGCCAGUAAUAACCUGCUUCAUCCGCGACUUUCGUGCCGACGCCGACGAUGAAGAAGCAAAACGUCCGGACGCUGUCGCUCAUCCUCUGCAUGUUCUCCUACCUGCUGGUCGGCGCCGCGGUGUUUGACGCGCUGGAGUCGGAGACGGAGAGCUCCCGCAGGCGCGUCCUGGAGCAGAAGCGCAACGAGAUGAAGAAGAAGUACCGCUUCUCCGAGGACGACUACCGCGAAAUCGAGCGAGUGGUGCUGCAAGCGGAGCCCCAUCGCGCCGGGAGACAGUGGAAAUUCGCUGGCUCUUUUUACUUUGCCAUAACAGUCAUCACGACCAUUGGUUAUGGACACGCAGCACCAGGCACAGAUGCAGGAAAGGUCUUCUGCAUGUUCUAUGCAGUGCUGGGCAUCCCCCUCACUUUGGUCAUGUUCCAGAGCCUGGGAGAAAGGAUGAACACAUUCGUCCGCUACCUUCUCCAUAAGACCAAGCAGUGCAUAGGCUUUCGAUGCACUGAAGUGUCCAUGGAGAACAUGGUCCUGGUGGGCUUCCUGUCCUGCAUUGGAACGCUGUGCGUGGGAGCUGCAGCUUUCGCCCACUUCGAGGGAUGGAGCUUCUUCCACGCUUACUACUACUGCUUCAUCACGCUCACCACCAUCGGCUUUGGGGACUUUGUGGCCCUGCAGAAAAAGGAGGACCUCCAGGAGAAGACACCCUACGUGGUGUUCAGUUUCAUGUACAUCCUGGUGGGGCUCACCGUUAUCGGGGCCUUCCUUAAUUUGGUGGUGCUUCGCUUCCUCACUAUGAACACUGAGGAUGAGAGGAGGGACGCUCAAGAGAGGGCGUCGCUGAAGAGGGACAGGGGCCUUUUGGAGGAUGCGGCGACUCUUCAUGUUGUGGGUGACCAAAGCAGAGGCGGCCACAGGCAGAGAAACCGGGGCAACGUGGUGCACAGUCGCAGCCACAGCACACUCUUCCUCCCAAUGGAGGAGGGCACCAGCCGCACAAAUCUCAUUGCUUCCCCAGCAGAAGAUCAGGAGCAAAGAAGAAGAAGAAGCCCCUGCAGACACAGGCUGCAUUUUCAGAUCAAGGCGGGAAGGGGCAGGACGGAGUCGAGCCUCAGCUCCCUCUGCUCCUGCGUCUGCUACCGCUUAGGGAUUUGUGACAGUCCUCUCAUGUCCCACAGUGAACACCACAGCUGUCAUAUCAAUUCUGUUUACUACAACUCAGUCUCUUAUAGCAUCCAGGGCUGCUCGCCGGGUUCAAGGAACAACACUGGACUCUCUUCCCCAGGAAGCAUGCUCUCUCCGGGGCACAGCUUCCGGGAGUUUCCUCGUUUGAGGAGAAAGUCAGUGUAAAGAGCAGGAUGUGAUGGAGACGGGAUGGGAAGGGUUUGCACUGACUGUGAACCACAUUCGACAGUAGUGUGUAACUUCUAAACGGAAAAAAAGUCCCUUAGAUUUAAACCAUUGUCAAACAAGUUCACACAAUUGAUUGAUUGAGCUGAUUCAUUAAGCCUCUCUCUGUGUUUCCCAGUAUUGCGGUGUUUAGAUCUCAUUCCCACACUGUAUCACUGAAGUAUGGCUGAAAACACACCCACAAAACAUCUCAGAAGUGAAUUCUACUGCUCAAGAAACCCAAGUCAUUCAGCCGUUUGACAGGAUAAAUGCUCUUUUGAUCGCUGCAAUGCCGCUGUAUACAC